This is a messenger RNA of Peromyscus maniculatus bairdii (prairie deer mouse), 1641 nucleotides long. NCBI's taxonomy places the organism in Eukaryota, Metazoa, Chordata, Mammalia, Rodentia, Cricetidae. The record is from RefSeq and is a predicted model, not a curated record.
GUCUUCAGCAGCAUGCAGCGGCUUGUGCAUGCCUUCAUAAACCUGCACUGUGCAGGCAACAUGCUCUUCAGGACUUGGACUGCUGAGAUCUACUGUUGCCCCAGGCAGGGCAUCUCCAUCCUCAUGGACUUUGGCUUGGAGCUGGUGAACCAGUUGAAAGAGAGUGGUGAUAUCAUCGAGCUCCUGGGAGCCCUCUGCAGGCAGAUGGAGGACUUCCUAGACCACUGGAAAGCGGUAGUCACUCAGAAGAGAGCCAAACACUUUUACCUCAACUUCUACACAGCUGAGCAGCUGGUCUAUCUGAGCAGUGAGCUCGGGAAACCCAGACCCAGCGAAGCUGCCCUCAUGAUGCUGUCCUUCAUCAAAAACAACUGCACUGUACGUGACAUCUCAGAAGUCACCGGGUCCUGUGAAAGCAAUGGUGCCAGACACCGCCGGAGGGAGGCUGUGGAAAAUCUGCCUCGGCAGCUACUUUCUGAGUCCAGCUUAAUGGGCAAACUUCGGGUUAUCAUGGAACAAUCCAUAGUGUGCAUGAGUGCCUUCCUGCCCGACUGCCUGGACCUGGAUGCCCUGGGCAGCUACCUGGCUCAGCUGGCCACACUGGCGGACUGUCCUGUGAAGCGACCACUCCCCAAAGGCCUGCAGGUUGGCCAGCCUAACCUGGUGUUGUGUGGUCACUCUGAGGUGUUGCUGGCCGCACUGGCCAUCUAUAUGCAGGCCCCCAGGCAGCCUCUGCCAACCUUCGAUGAGGUGUUGCUCUGCACCCCGGGGACCACAGUGGAGGAGGUGGAACUGCUCCUGAGACGCUGCCUCACACUGGGCUCCCAGGAAGACAAGGUCUACAGCUUGCUGUUCGCAGACCAGCUGAGUUAUGAAGUGGGCUGCCGGGCAGAGGAGCUUUUCCGGGACCUGUGCACACAGUGCCACCGUGAAGACUACCAGUUGGUGAUAGUCUGUGAUGCUGCCCGGGAGCACUGCUACCUCCCCUCCACCUUCAGCCAGCACAAAGUCCCCCUGGUUCCCCAGGCCCCACUGCCGGACAUCCAGGCCUACCUGGAGAACCAUUAUCAGGUCCCAGAGCAGACCCCGUCAGCGGCGACUGUAUUCAGAGACAGGAUGUGUGUUGGGAUCGUGACCUCUGAAAGAGCUGGUGUUGGAAAGUCACUCUAUGUGAACAGAUUGCACGAAAACCUGAAAAUGAAGCUCGCGGAUGAAAAGGUGCCUUUAAAAAUUAUUAGACUGACAGACCCUCACGUAGAUGAGAACCGAGUCCUGAGCUCCCUCCUGCCGUUCUUGAAGAGGAACUAUCAGAAGACGCCUAUGAUAUUCCACAUUGAUGUGAGCUCUUCAGUACAGACUGGGAUUCCUGUCUUUCUUUUCAAACUCCUCAUUCUGCAGUACCUAAUGGAUGUAAACGGGGAAAUGUGGCUUCGGAACCCGCGCCAUUUAUAUGUUGUUGAAAUCUCACAAGAGCCCUCAGUACAGCCAAAGAGGCCUUCUAAACUGGUGCGUAUGGAGACAGACGACAGAAGGACUUGUGGAGCACACCUUGUCCUGGUUUGUUUCUGUCGUCCUGGUAGAAACCUGUUAUCUGAGAAGGGGAACCACAAUGGAGAAGUUCCCUCAGGAGAUGGCCCGUAA